AUGCCUCCGGGGUGGACUGUCAUCCUGCAGACAGAGGACCAAGUGGAAGACGAUCAAGAACGUAGGAAAAGCCGAGCAGAGGGAGAUUCUCACCGGGGGUUGGAAGAAACAGGACACAAGCAUACGGUCACACAUCGAUUUACAAAGCCCACCGUCCAGAGUGACUCCAUGUUCAUAUCUUCGAUAUCCAUGCCAUCAAGCACAGACUUCAAGAAUACCGCUUCUCCCACGAGGCAUAUCGCCAUGAUGCUGUGGGCGACAUUAUGCUGGUAUUUCCACAAAGAGCCUCCCAACCUCCAUGCCCUCACCGAUGCAUCUGCGCUGACGCCAGAGCCCGGAAGGCCCAAGCUGGACUGGCGCAUCAAAAUCAAGAGGGAGGGCAUCUUUAAGGGAAAGAACACGCUGCAGAAGCUGGAGCGCAUGGGGUUGAUUGCGUCCGAGGACUCUUCCGUGGGCACCGACACCGAUACCCGCUUACCGAGCGGCUGGGCAGACACGUUUGUGAGCAGGAGGUCUUUCUGGCAGAUUGAUGCAAGAAUCUUUCUCUUUACAAUGGCACCUCAGUCACAUUCGCCAUUUCCUCAGGCGUCGCCGUAUCCUUCUCGACCGUCGUCGCCAGACCGGAAUGCGACGGUGGCUGUCACUGAUCGCGGUUCUCCCCGUCCGGCAGACUAUGUGACGACUUCGGGCAUAGGCGACAGUUUUACGGCCGGCAUCUCAUCCCCCGGGGGACCAUUCAACUCUGGAAGUCAUUUACCUACGUUUUACCCUCCGCAUCCAACCCAGUUCACCUUUACAAACCACAUACGCCAUCCUAUCCGCCCUAAACCACCGCGUCAGGGUGAAACAUUUUACAGCAGAUAUAUACCCAGCGUAGGUCAAUGGCUAUCCUUCAGGGUCCCAACACUCUCCCCAAAGCCAUGCCCACAUCCUCAAUUUGUGCCUUCAUCGGCCUCGAUGCCGGCUGUCAUGCCGAGUCAUGGCGGGGGAGCAUCAAUAGCUACACUGCCCACCAUGGACAACUUCUUGGACCGUCCGUCGGAUCUGGACUUGCUACACAAGUGGAUGAAUGAUCCCCGAGUGAACGCGGCGUGGGGAGUUGCGGGACCACAGAGCACACAGCACAAAUUCUUAGUCGACAGCCUCGAAAGCCGACACUCGUUCCCGGUCUAUGGUUGCUGGGACGGCAAGCCAUUUGGAUACUUCGAGAUAUACUGGGUCAAGGAAGACAAACUGGGGCGCAUGUUGGGUGGCGAGGUAGGCAACUACACACGCGGACUGCACGUUUUGAUUGGGGAAAACGAGUUCCGGGGCGCCCAUCGAGUCAAAGUCUGGCUGUCUGCCUUGGUACAUUAUUGUUUCCUGGCAGACUCGAGAACUGAGACUGUGAUGUUGGAGCCGCGGAUCGAUAACACGAAAUUCAUCGGAUACUUGAAAGAUGCCGGAUUCUAUAAGCAAGGCGAGGUUACGUUCCCGCACAAGCAGUCAGCCGUGAUGAAAAUCGACCGAGAAUCUUGGGAGGCGCCCGAGCUGUAG
Molecule: messenger RNA, 1536 nt
Organism: Cladophialophora carrionii CBS 160.54
Lineage: Eukaryota; Fungi; Ascomycota; Eurotiomycetes; Chaetothyriales; Herpotrichiellaceae
Exons: 2
Coding region: 1-1536 (511 amino acids)
Biological process (GO): siderophore biosynthetic process
Source: RefSeq, a predicted model, not a curated record